UGAAGACGAGUACAACAAAAAAUCCUAAGUUUGAGUCAUGAGUAACUUAAAGCUUUCCCUCUUCAUUGCCAUUCUGCUGGUGGCUGUACCGACGGCAUUCUCGUACGAUUACCUGAAACUUGCACUUCAAUGGCCGCCAACAGUUAGUCGCGACAAACAGUUUUAUCCCAGCUCGAUGGACUUCACAAUCCACGGAGUGUGGCCUGAAAAUUUCCUGGGCCCGUGGCCUCUGCCGCCGUGCCCUCUACAGAACCCCUACGUGUCCAUCACGGAUUCCAACCUGCUGUCAAGACUCCAAGUGAGCUGGCCGAACCUACUCGGAUCUAAUGACUGGUUUUGGGGUCACGAGUGGAACAAGCAUGGUGGUUGUUCUGAAGCGGUUUACAACCAAACCCAGUAUUUCGAGUUGGGGCUCGAGUUGAAGGACCGGUACGAAGUUCAAAAAAUGCUCGGCUUGAGUUUUAUCUUCCCAGGCAUGCGUGUCCUUCUGAGCGAUAUCGAUGGCACAAUUCGCUACCGCUUCCACAAAAAAGCUGAGUUUGGUUGUAACAAUGGACCCGUUUUCGAGCUCAGGGAGAUCCGGAUGUGUUUUGAUCCGAGCCUUGCACUGAUUGAUUGUCCCCCCCGCUCCGGACCUCUGGUUUGCUCAGCACAGCAUGUCUACAUUCCACGGCCGUAGCACCAAUUAUGAGGCUGUCCGACACCUAAUAAUUGCUUAAUAAACGCUGCUGAUAAAAGAAGGGAAAUGAUAACACCCCAAGUUUAAUUUCCAUAACAAAAAUAUACUCUAGCUCUGGUUACUGUGCUCAGCGCGUACGGGACGUCGCGAUUCUUUAGUGGCGUUUUGCGAUGGGUUCCCGUUUAAUGAAAUUCUAUAAUAUGAUAGUGAAACUAAAA
Rhododendron vialii is the source of this 897-nucleotide messenger RNA. RefSeq names its product ribonuclease S-2-like. The record is from RefSeq and is a predicted model, not a curated record. The coding region runs from base 38 to 679 and encodes 213 amino acids. NCBI's taxonomy places the organism in Eukaryota, Viridiplantae, Streptophyta, Magnoliopsida, Ericales, Ericaceae. The transcript has 2 exons. Gene Ontology annotation, molecular function: ribonuclease T2 activity; RNA binding.